Sporothrix brasiliensis 5110 is the source of this 1503-nucleotide messenger RNA. RefSeq names its product catalase. Gene Ontology annotation, molecular function: heme binding; catalase activity. The record is from RefSeq and is a predicted model, not a curated record. Bases 1 to 1503 code for a protein of 500 amino acids. Gene Ontology annotation, cellular component: peroxisome; cytoplasm; mitochondrion. The transcript has 2 exons. Lineage: Eukaryota; Fungi; Ascomycota; Sordariomycetes; Ophiostomatales; Ophiostomataceae. Gene Ontology annotation, biological process: response to hydrogen peroxide; hydrogen peroxide catabolic process.
AUGUCUCGCCAGUACACUCUGGCUGAAGGACAGCCUCAGCCCGCCAACAACACCAGCGUCCAGCUGCGCAAUGGACUUGGUGGUGGCUAUGUCCUGCUGCAGGAUACGCAGCUCAUUGAGACACUCGCUCACUUUUCCCGUGAACGCAUCCCCGAGCGUGUCGUUCACGCCAAGGCAGCCGGCGGAUACGGCGAGUUUGAGGUCACGCACGAUGUCUCCGACUUGACAUCGGCCGAUUUCCUUUCCCAGGUUGGCAAGAAGACCAAAGUGCUCCUACGCGUGUCCACAGUCGGGCCAGAGCGUGGCUCGGCUGACACAAUGCGCGACGUGCACGGCUGGGCCAUGAAGCUGUACACGGACGAGGGAAACCUGGACUGGGUGUUCAACAACACGCCCGUCUUCUUUGUGCGCGACCCCAUCAAGUUCCCGUCGCUCAACCGGUCGCACAAGCGGCACCCGCGCACCAACAUGCCGGACGCCAACAUGUUUUGGGACUUCCACGUCGGCAAUCCCGAGGGCAUCCACCAGCUGAUGCACCUGUUCAGUGACCGAGGCACACCGCAGUCGAUCCGCAUGAUGAACGCAUACAGCGGCCACACGUACACGCUCCACAAGGCCGACGGCACGUUCAAGUACAUUAAAGUGCACAUCAAGUCGAAACUGGGCGUCAAGAACAUGGACGCCGCCGAGGCUACGCGCGUGGCGGGCGAGAACCCGGACCAUCUCGUGCAGGACCUCUUUGAUGCCAUUGAGGAGGGAAACUUCCCGCAGUGGGACAUCUUUGUGCAGGUCAUGGACCCCGCUGACGCCGAGACGUACCAUGUGAAUCCGUUUGAUAUGACCAAAGUGUGGCCGCACAAGGACUACCCGCUGCAUCCCAUCGGCCGCCUGACGCUUAACAAGAACCCUCGUAACUACUUUACGGACAUUGAGCAGGCCGCUUUCUCGCCGUCCAACAUGGUUCCGGGCUGGGGGGCGUCGGCCGAUCCCAUGCUCCAAGCUCGCAUGUUUGCGUAUCCUGAUGCGGCCCGCUACCGCCUGGGCGUCAACUACCAGAUGCUGCCCACCAACAAGACUGUGGCCCCCGUCUACGUGCCUACCGAGCGGGACGGCUUCAUGAACUUUGGUGACAACUACGGCGACGACCCCAACUACGUCGGGUCUAUGCUGCGGCCCAUGACGUUCAAGAAGACCGUUGUGGCGUCGGCAGUCGUGGCUGAAGCCAACGCCAAGCACCAGAAGUGGGCUGUUGAGAUGGCCAGCCACUACACCUCCGAAAUUGGUCCGAAGGACUUUGAGCAGGCCACGGCGCUGUGGCAUGUGCUAGGCCGCGAGCCGGGCCACCAGGACCGUUAUGUGUCCAAUGUCGCCGACAACGUCGCCGAAGUGACGGACGAGGCGCUACGGAAGGAAGUGUAUGCCCUGUAUGGCAAGGUGGACAAGGCGCUGGGCGAGCGCAUCCAGGCGGCCGUCGAGGCCAAGAGAGCCGCGACAAAGAAGUAA